This is a messenger RNA of Spirometra erinaceieuropaei, 699 nucleotides long. Lineage: Eukaryota; Metazoa; Platyhelminthes; Cestoda; Diphyllobothriidea; Diphyllobothriidae. The record is from the annotation of a GenBank genome assembly.
AUGGAACGAGCACAAGAAACGGCCCUAGCCCGGUUCUACGGUCUCCUAAAAGCGCACAAAGAGGGCGCUCCUCUCCGGCCUAUCGUAUCACAAAAGGGCAGUCCAACCUAUGGACUGGCAAAGUGGAUGUUCCAGCGUCUCAAGCUUCUGACCUCCGAUUCGAACACCACAGUCAGCUCGUCAACGUAGUUCUUGAAGAAACUUAAAGGAGUAAGUCUCCUGUCAAGCGAUGUCAUGGUUUCCUUUGAUGUCACGUCCCUUUUUACUUCUAUCCCACAGGACCUGGCAGUUGAGACCAUCGAACUACUCCUUCGAGAGAAAUACGACGAAACGGAGAAUCGCCUCGGACACGCCCAAAUCAUCCAUCUUCCGAAGUUCUGUCUCAAGACGUACUUUACGUUCAACGGAACAAUCUACGAGCAGGUGAAGGGAACGCCAAUGGGUUCGCCGAUUUCGGGACUCAUAGCCGAGGCGGUCCUACAACAGCUGGAGUCGCUGGUUUUCCGACACCAAAGACCGAAAUUCUGGGCUCGGUGUGUGGAUGACACCUUUGUCGUCAUCGAACGGGAUCAGGUGCUGACAUUCAAAGAACAUCUCAACGCCGUCUUCCUGGACAUUCAAUUUACGAAGAAGGAGGAGGAAACAAUCAGCUGGCCUUCCUGGAUAUCCUUGUCUGCCGCAAAAAUUGUGGUGCCCUAA